CAACUGCAGCGCCCCAUCCAUCCAAACACGCCAAAGAUUUUCUCCUCUCCCUUGCACACCCCCUGUAGCAUCUAAAGAUCACAAACGUUAAUUAGGCCAUCACAAGGAGGCCUCUUCUACCAUUUUGCAGGAAGAGCUGCGAGAGAGAGAGGAAGAGGUCGAGAUGGCUACCGCUUACGCUCCCAUGGCGAGCCAGGUGAUGAAGAGCAGCUUGAUGCCCUCGAGGCCGAGGGGGAUGUCCGGUGCGUCGCUGACAAGGCGGACCCGCUUCACGGUGAAGGCUAUCCAACCAGAGAAGCCCACGUACCAGGUAGUGCAGCCCAUCAACGGCGACCCCUUCAUCGGCAGCCUUGAGACGCCGGUCACCUCCAGCCCCCUCAUCGCGUGGUACCUUUCCAACCUGCCGGCCUACCGCACCGCCGUGAGCCCUCUGCUCCGCGGCAUCGAGGUCGGCCUCGCGCACGGCUACCUCCUCGUCGGCCCCUUCGCUCUGACCGGCCCGCUCCGCAACACGCCGGUGCACGGCCAGGCAGGCGCCCUGGGCGCGGCCGGGCUCGUGACCAUCCUCAGCGUCUGUCUCACCAUGUACGGCGUCGCCUCGUUCAACGAGGGCGAACCGUCCACCGCGCCCACGCUGACGCUGACCGGGCGCAAGAAGGAGGCCGACAAGCUGCAAACCGCCGACGGGUGGGCCAAGUUCACCGGCGGGUUCUUCUUCGGUGGCAUCUCCGGCGUGGUCUGGGCCUACUUCCUUCUCUACGUGCUUGACCUCCCCUACUACUUCAAGUAGAGAUCCAUAUAUACCUUACUUCUCUAUGUGCAUGCGUGCAUGGGUAGGCUAUGUGGUUCUUGUUUGAGCAGUGAGCACGUGUAUAAAUGUAUUUGAUUGCAGAUGGAUCGAUGGAUGGGGUUGUAACUCGAAAGUGUUAAUUUCUUAUUUGGAUGGAGUAAAUUUACUUGGGGGACAA
Messenger RNA from Phragmites australis (common reed), 968 nucleotides. Its product is annotated as photosystem I reaction center subunit XI, chloroplastic. NCBI's taxonomy places the organism in Eukaryota, Viridiplantae, Streptophyta, Magnoliopsida, Poales, Poaceae. The coding region runs from base 164 to 790 and encodes 208 amino acids. Gene Ontology annotation, cellular component: photosystem I; chloroplast thylakoid membrane; photosystem I reaction center. The record is from RefSeq and is a predicted model, not a curated record. The transcript has 2 exons. Gene Ontology annotation, biological process: photosynthesis.